Messenger RNA from Drosophila subobscura, 1200 nucleotides. Its product is annotated as zyxin. The record is from RefSeq and is a predicted model, not a curated record. The transcript has 3 exons. NCBI's taxonomy places the organism in Eukaryota, Metazoa, Arthropoda, Insecta, Diptera, Drosophilidae. Bases 1 to 1146 code for a protein of 381 amino acids.
AUGGAGCUUCACUUCAGCGCUCCACAGACACAGGGCAUGUGGCAGCCAGCUGCAUUGCAUCACCUGCUCCUAGUGAUCGUCACUCUGUCGGCCGUGCAGGCUGUACUCUCGCCCCCGCCCGGCUACGAUGACGACAACUCACCGCUGCAGCUGCGCCUGGAGGAUCUGGAGCGGGAACGUGAGCGAGAGCGUGAACUGGAACUGGAACAGGAUCUGGAGCAACAUUUCGAUGUGAAUCGGCCGCCGCUGCUGCCCAAUCACUACGAGUGGCGUCCGGGCGUGGCGGCCAGCCUGCCGCCCAGCUAUGUGCAGGAUGCCGCCCAGCGGGAGCGCCAACUGGAGGAGCUGCGGCAGCUGCAGCGGCAGCACCAGCAGCUGAGUGCGGGCUAUGCAUUCCCCGCCCACCUGCCGCCGAGCGUCUUCUAUGUCGGACCCGGACCCACAGCAGCCACGCCCACACACACGACCACACCGACGGCAACGGCAACGGCAGCAGCAGCAGCAACAACUGCAACCUCUGCCAGACUCCUGAGACCCAUUGUGCCCUAUGAUCUCGAUCUGCAGCUAAAUGGCAUUCAGUAUCUGGGGAGCAAUGCCCUGCCACAGCCACUGCCGCGACCUCAGCACCAGCUCCAGCUGCAGCUGCAGCGGCCACCCUUUGUCUACGGCUAUACGCAGCCGCCGCCCAGGCUGUACGCCGCCCGACCACCGCCACCGCCAGGACUAGGAUUUCAGCAGUCGAAGCAGUUCGCCUAUGCACCGCCCCCGCAACGCGGCUACGCCGCUGGCCAUCGCAUACCCCUGCCCUAUCCGCCGAGCUUCAUCAGCAUCACAACGCGACGGCCCUCGGGCGGCUAUGGGGCCAGCCAUCAGAAGCCGUUCCGCCCCUCGCAGCCGGACCCCACGCCGGAUCUGUUCGCCGGACGUGCGUCCAAGUCGCUGCUGGACUCGUACAUACCCAGCUGGGAGGUGUUGCGGCUGCUACAGCAAACCCAGCCACAGUCGCAGUCACAGCCACAUCCGUACAGCAGUCAUGGUCCAGUGCAGCGGCACACUCUGGCCUACCCCGUCGCCCGACCGUUGAGACUGGUCAAGCGGGGCUCCGAGGGGGAGACCGUGAAGAAGUCGCUUCAAGCGAAUGUUUAGCUUACAUUUUUCUGUGUCUGUGUGAGUGUGUGUGUGUGUUCGUGUGUUUGCGUG